Cherax quadricarinatus is the source of this 11830-nucleotide messenger RNA. RefSeq names its product tyrosine-protein phosphatase 10D-like. The record is from RefSeq and is a predicted model, not a curated record. Gene Ontology annotation, biological process: protein dephosphorylation. NCBI's taxonomy places the organism in Eukaryota, Metazoa, Arthropoda, Malacostraca, Decapoda, Parastacidae. Gene Ontology annotation, molecular function: protein binding; protein tyrosine phosphatase activity.
CUUAGUUACAUUUCUUGGUAAUCGCCUUGUAUAAUGAUUACAGUUGUCAUAGCUGUAAGAAUAAGUAAUCACCCCAUAGUAGUUAUUUUAGGUAUUGACAUGGUUACUUUUCAAGUAAUAAGAGUUAGGAAGAAUAACUUGUGUUUGUUGUUAAGGUCCCAACGCCCCGGGUCGCUUCAUCGUGUGGUACAGGAAUGAGACUACCAUGUUAGUGCUGUGGCAGCCACCAUACCCUGCUGGUAUAUACUCUCACUACCGGGUGAGCAUCGAUCCCAGCGACGCUGCUGAGAGUGUCUUGACGGUACAUAAAACUGCAGAACCUCCUGGACCCGCCCAAGCAGCCUUCCUCGACCUGGUCCCUGGUCGAGCGUACAACAUUACUGUGGAGACUGCGAGUCAGGAUCAGAUGUCAGUGCCCACUACAGCACAGUACCGCACCAUCCCUCUCUCCCCAAGGAACAUCACUUUCGACGCCAAGACCCUUACGUCCCAUUCCUUCACCGUCCGCUGGGAGGCUCCUAAGGGCAAGGGGGAGUUCGACAGAUAUCAGCUGAGUCUGGGCGUGAAGAAGCAGUCUCCGCUAAUCAUCAACGCUGAGGAGCCCCGGGAGGCCACUUUCGAUACCAAUCUCGAGCCUGGCAGAACUUACAACGUCCUCAUCAAGACCGUGUCUGGCAAUGUGGCCUCCUGGCCCACUACUGGCAAUGUUACUACUAGACCACUGAGUGUAUUGGAACUGACUGCAGUGGAACAGGAAGACACAAGAGAAGUUAAGUUGUCAUGGGUACCUGACUCGGCCUCCACUCAGGAUCGCUACAAGGUGGUGUACCAAGAGGUGGAAACUUACAACGGUGAUUCCCGCACCAGGAUAGUGACAGACACACAUGCUGUAGAAGAGCUGUAUCCUGGUAGAAACUAUUCCAUCUCUGUUGCUGCUGUCUCAAAUAGCAUUGAGAGUGAUCCUGCCUCACAAAUAUAUAUUGCCACUAAGCCGGCAUCUCCCAUUAUUGAGGAAUUACAGCCAAUAACUCGUGGACUCAACAUCUCGUGGAAGAGUGAUGUAACCUCCAAACAGGAAAAAUAUGCUGUUGUUUAUGUUAGAAAUGACACAGCUGAAUCAGUAACUCGUCAGACAGUUGAUGCCCAUGUGCUCUUGGAAGAUUUAUUUCCUGGUGCUGGCUAUGAGAUUAAGGUGUAUGCCAUAUCACAUAGUCUCUGGAGUGAGCCUCAUGUAUACUUUCAGGCAGUGUAUCCAAACUCUGUGCGGAACUUAACAAUAAUAGAUACCACCAACACUUCAGUUACAUUAGCGUGGCGAGCACCCAUUGAGUCCCUCUUCACACAUUAUAUUGUGCGGUAUCGAACUGUUGAGACAUCUGUUUGGACUGAUCUGCCAGCGAUCAACAAAACUUUGGCUGUAGUUGACAACUUGCAACCAGGUGAACGUUACGUAAUCCAGGUCCGCUCUGUCUCACAUCAUGUAGAAAGCUUUACACCCCAAGAAGUUGAACAGACUGUUCCUCCCAAUCCUGUGAGGGGAAUCGAGCAUCAUCUUGACUCACAGAAUAUUACUUUUGAAUGGCCCAGACCUGAGGGCAGGAUUGACAUGUAUACCAUUGUGUGGUGGAAUGAACAUAAACCAGAGAGAAAGAAAUCAAAAGAAAUACCCGGUGACCAAGCAACAGAAGGCAUAAAUCGCAAAUUAACAGUGCUGAUUGGUGAGCUGAUUCCUGGAGAGCUCUACAACUUUCAGAUUUAUACCACAGCACAUGGGGUCAUCAGCGAAAAUAUUUCUCUCUCCAGCAGGACAAGACCUGUAAUUACUUCGGAUGUUACUAUUGUUAACCAGCUAGACACGCAGUCCAUCACACUGCGCUACACUCCAACACCUACAGCUGUGGCCACUUUUGACACCUACAGAUUCAUGCUAUCUGAUCCAGCUAUACCUCUUAAGGAAAAACUUGCAACUGAUGAUGACAGAAAGAUUAUUUUUGAAAAAUUGGUGCCUGGUCGUCUGUACAACAUCACAGCCUGGACAGUAUCAGGAGGUGUGACAAGCCAGCCUCUCAUACGUCAGGAUCGCCUUUAUCCCGAACCUGUCACAAAUAUUAAUGCCACAUUGAUAUCAGACACAGAAAUUACCCUUGCAUGGACAAAACCCAAAGGAGACUAUGAUUCUUUUGAGGUACAGUACUUGACUGAAGAUGAGCUAAUCACUAACAGCACCAGCUAUGAUUCCAUCACCAUCUCGCGUCUUCGUCCCCACCGUAACUACACAUUCACUGUUCUCACACGUGCUGGUAGCCUGGACCAUAUCAUCAUGAGGCAGUCUAAACCUGUGUCAGCCACAUUUACCACUAGGGAGAGUACUCCUGGAAAGGUGGCCCAGUUUUCCCCAGAUAGAAUCAAACCAAGCUUGAUUACCUUCAAAUGGUCAUUACCUCUAGAUGAGCAAAAUGGAAUUCUUUUAGGGUUUACCAUAAAAUAUGGAAUCAAGGGUUCCUCAUCUACUAUUGCCCGGCACUUUAGGCCUGAUGAACUGGAGGGGACUAUUACAAAUCUUAUUCCUGGACAAGUUUAUGUUUUUGAAAUUGAAGCUAGAACGAAAAUUGGUUCUGGUCGUGUCAAGUACUGGGAGCAGACCAUGCCAAUAUGGGCUCCACCUGAUCCCAGCCAUCAAGUUUUCCCUACUGAGGUGUCUCGCACUUCUACAACAAUUCGUAUCCGAUAUCGUAAGAACUACUUUUCUAAUGAGAAUGGACAAGUUAUUGAAUACAGUAUUAUUGUAGCUGAGGAUGAUUCCAAAAUCUCAAGAGGAUUAGAGAUGCCAUCUUGGCGAGAUGUACAGAGCUAUUCUAUUUGGCCUCCAUACCAGGUAACAGAACCAUACUACCCAUUCAACACCACAUCUGUAGAGGAUUUUGAUAUUGGUACUGAGGAAAACUGUGAGGUACGGUUUGGCUACUGUAAUGGAAGACUUAAGCCAGGAACUACUUAUAGGGUAAAGAUUCGGGCCUAUACAGCUAGGGACAAAUUUGCUGAUACCUACUUCAGCCACCCUAUAACUACUGAAUUUGAAAGUGGUAAUGUGGGUCUGGCUGUGGCUGUUCCGGUGUUGGUGCUUGUUGUAGUGGUUGUGGUGGUUAUGGUUAUGAGGCGCCGCAGAAUUUGUCUUUUCCCAAAAAAGACUAUGGAUCCUAGUAGGAAAGAUGGAGACAUGCACUCACUUCCAGAUUCUCUUAUUGAAACAAGUCGUCCUGUGAAACUGAAGGACUUUGCUGCACAUUAUAGAUUUAUGGCAGCUGACUCAGAAUAUCACUUUUCUGAAGAAUACGAAGCACUCAAGCAUGUUGGACAUGAUCUUCAGCGUAAUGCUGCUGAUUUGCCUGUCAAUCGUCCUAAAAACCGGUUUACCAAUAUUCUUCCUUAUGACCACUCUCGUUUCAAACUACAACCCACUGAUGAUGAAGAGGGCACUGAUUAUAUUAAUGCAAAUUAUGUACCAGGAUAUAAUUCACCAAGAGAAUUUAUAGUGACGCAAGGUCCUUUACCAUCAACACGCGAUGACUUCUGGAGAAUGUGCUGGGAAAGCAACUCACGUGCUAUAGUCAUGCUGACACGAUGUAUUGAAAAGGGUCGUGAGAAGUGUGACCAUUAUUGGCCAUACGAUACUCAACCUGUGUAUUAUGGAGACAUUCAAGUAACCAUCCUUAAUGAAAGCCAGUUCCCAGAUUGGAAUAUAUCUGAGUUCAGAGUUUGUAAGGGAGAUAUAUGCCGAGUUGUCCGGCAUUUUCACUUCACAACCUGGCCAGAUUUUGGUGUACCAGAACCACCACAAACUCUAGUAAGAUUCGUUCGAUCGUUUCGAGAGCGAGUUGGCCCAGAUCAAAAACCCAUUGUUGUGCAUUGCAGUGCUGGUGUUGGUCGAUCUGGGACUUUCAUUGCCUUGGACCGUAUUUUAUUCAGCCUCCGCACAUGUGACUAUGUGGAUAUAUUUGGCAUUGUGUAUGAAAUGCGAAGAGAGCGGGUAUGGAUGGUACAAACUGAACAGCAGUAUAUAUGCAUUCAUCAGUGUCUUUUAGCUGUGCUAGAAGGAAGAGAAAAUGAACAUUCUGUAACUGAAAUUCAUGAUAAUCAAGGAUUCGAAGAUGAUGAGGGGAUAGCAGAAUCGGGUAUGUGACAGGAGGCUUAUGGGCUGCAACCAUUACCAGCCUAUGCAAAUUUAGAUAUAAAAUGACAGCCACAAUCUACUUUCUGAGAAGGUUUAAGAAAAGAAUUUCCAGAGGCAAUUGCUCAGUCUGGAGAAAACGGACAUUGCCAUUUGACAAAUCACAUACGAGUGUUUUUGAUAGUGGUAGAUUAUCUGAUUGGUAAUUUUAUCUAUAGGUGUGUUGACAAAUCUUGAGAGAAGUGUAUGAAAUGAGAAUUUUGAUAAUUGUAAAUACUCAGUAUAUACUAGUAGAUAUGACAUUCUGAAAUUUUAAAAUGCAGUAUGCAUUUUUUAAUGUUUGUUGUUUUACUGGUACAUAUAAGAAAUUUUAAUUGAAAUGUCAUUUCUGUGAAAUAAUCCUACCUCUUCUAAUAUUGAAAUCUUAAACUAAUGAUUAACACCACAAGUUGUGGUGACAUGGACACAUUAUUGUGUUGGUACAUAUGUGAAACAAAAAUUGUAACAUUACUUGUGCAGUGUAAUUGUAUGCAAUGCCUAAAGACAAUUCAGUAAUGUACUGAAUUUAAUAUACCCACUUAAUGAUAAUGAACAUUUUAUGUACCUAGUGCCAUUUUGUCUCAGAGUUUUAGUGACAACUCAUUAAGAUAUAACAGGAGAAACAUUAAUCCGUCCUCAAGACUGUAGUAAUAUUUCUAUUGUAUAUUUUCAUUCCUUUAUAUUAUAAUUAUUUUUAUUUAUGUAUAAUUUUUUCCUAUUAUCUUCCUUGAAUCUCUUAUUGUUUAUGAUGGUCUUCAUAGGUUGUUUUUGUUUUUGACAUAAGUUUGUUUAAAAUGCACUGAUGUAUUCUACAAGACAUAGUUGAUAUUUCUUGUUUAUUUACAUGUGUUCUUUCACAGGUCUGCUUCAGAUAUGUAAUGCAUCUGAGUUAUGAAUUCAUUUGCUAAUGAGUAAAUAACUAGACUUGUUGAAUUAUGAUUCUGAAUGCCAAAAUAAUGAAAUACAAUAAGGUUUCAGUUGUAACAAUAGAAAAUUUAAGCUUUGAUUUUUAUCUUGUGCUUUCUUUAAUUAAAGUUAAUUACAUCUUUAAUAUUUUCCUCGUUCAUGUUUUCAUGUUCAUUACUUGGUUAGGUUAUUUUCCUGCUUUUGUACUUACCCUCAGAGGAGGUCAUUUUUCAUUUCAUGGAGAAAAACACAAAAUGCAAUCACUAGGACAUGCUUAUGGGAAGCAUUGCAAUUCUGAUAUCUUGGUCACUCCACAUUUGGAGUGACCAAGAUACCGAAAUAUUUCUAGUAAACAUGCCCUAGUGAUUGUAUUUUGUAUUUUUCUUCACUACUCAUUGGUAUCGUAUACUACCUUUAUAUCCCAUUUUUCAUUUCACACACACUUUCAUUUUUCACAAAUAUGUAAACAGCUGAUGAGUGUUCCACCAAUUUCAUAGCCAAACCUAUGUGUAAAAUUAUCUGAUUUUUACACUUGAAGUUCAAUAUAAGUGACGUUUAACCCAUUCAUUGUCUGUGCCAUAGUACUAUGGGUUUGACGGCACUGUUGGUGCUGUAGUACUACGCCAUGAGCUCAGCUCACUCAUAUAAGCUGUGAGCGGUAAAUUUGGGCCUAAAUAUGAGAGAAUGGGUCUGUGUGGUAAGUGUGCACCAUAUAAAAAAAUUCUGCAGCACGCAGUGCACAGUGAGAAAAAACUGUGAUAGUGUUUUGAUUUAAAAUGGUGAUGUUGCAGGUAUUGUUGUAUAGUUUUUAUGGUUGUAUUCUUGGUUUCUUGGUCUUAUUUGAUAGAAUAGAAAAUAUAUUACAGAAAAAGAGAUGAUUUUGAUUGGUUUCAGGACUGAAAAUAGUUUGAAAUUGAGUUCAGAGUAGCUGAAAUGUUCGAUUUUUGCCAAUAUCCCAGAGUACACAGUGAUAUCACUUGUCCAGUAUGCGUCCAGCUUGCCAGUCUAAUAUGCAUUUAGGAAUGCACUGAGAUUCUUUAUACAAUUAUUAUAAUAAUGCAGUAGUCUGCAUAAUAUAAAUUUUCAAUUUUUGCGGAUUUUCAAGAGUAAACAAAUCAUGUCAUUCGUUCAAUACACGUCCAACUGGUGGGUCUAAUAUGUGUUCACGAAUGCACUGACAUUACUUAAUACAAUUAUUACAAUAUUGCAUAAGAGUAAAUCUUUUUUUUUUUUUUUUAGUAAAAAUUCUUUGUGUGAAUAAAAAAUCAAAAUGGAAUUCAUAUGUAAAGCCUGGGAAUGUAACUGAUGAACAGAGGAAAUGUUAUUUUAGUGCUAGGAAUGCCUGCAUUGUUUAUUCUGGACCCUAUUUUGAAAUUGGAAUAUUCUGAAAUUUGUGUGAAAUUGGCCAGAUUACCAAUUUCUGAUCACUUUACUGGGUAGUUGAAAUACAGUGGACCAUCGCCUAACGGCUGCAUCGGCUAAUGCCAAAAUCGGCUAACGGCUCUCUUUGGCGUCAAAAUAUUGGCUCGACCGACGCCAAAAAACUCGGCUAAGGGUUUUCAUCCUGAAUGUGUACAUGCGCCCUGAGCGGGCCCAGCCACUCCAAGGCUCCGUGUAUAGCCAGUGUGCCAUUGUUUACAAGCUGUUGCGGUUGAUUCCACGUUUACAUGCGAUAUAUUUUGUAUUAUUCCAUUGUUUUUAGUGCUUGUAACUGCUAAAUAAGCCACCAUGGGCCCAAAGAAAGCUUCUAGUGCCACCCUGUGGUAAAGAAGGAAAGAAACACAAUAAAAUUCAAGAAAAACUCAUAGCAAAGUACCAGAGUGGAGGAGGAAGAGAGAGGGGAGAAUGUGCCUUCUGCAGUGAUUCACUGAUUAUACAGUAUGUACGAUACUAAAGCAGUAGGUAUCGAUAAAGGCUAUAGUGCCAGCCAGCGAUAAAGUGUAGAAUUAACAGUGUAGCAAGUAAGUUAAGUGAGUAAGCGAUAGAAAAACGACACGAAAGUAAUUCUCCAAUGUUGUUGGAUGUGUGUAUAUCCGCUAAACGUACGCCGGCCUGCUAUCUUCCACUACCCUAAAUCUCUGCCAGCAUCUCCUCCAUCAAACUAACUAAUUAAACUAACAUCUCUUCCAAGGUAAGUGUAAAUAUAAAAGUGUAAGCAUAAAAGUAAAUUUUUUUUUUUUCAGCAAACUGGCCGUAUCCCACCGAGGUGGGGUGGCCCAAAAAGAAAAACGAAAUUUUCUCUUUUUAAAUUUAGUAAUUUACACAGGAGAAGGGGUUACUAGCCCCUUGCUCCCAGCAUUUUAGUUGCCUCCUACAACGCGCAUGGCUUACGGAGGAAGAAUUCUGUUCCACUUCCCCAUGGAGAUAAGAGGAAAUAAACAAGAAUAAGAACUAGAAAGAAAAUAGAAGAAAACCCAGAGGGGUGUAUAUUUCUUUCUUUCUUUCAACACACCAGCCGUAUCUCACCGAGGUGGGGUGGCCCAAAAGGAAAAACGAAAGUUUCUCCUUUUACAUUUAGUAAUAUAUACAGGAGAAGAGGUUACUAGCCCCUUGCUCCCGGCAUUUUAGUCACCUCUUACAACAUGCAUGGCUUACGGAGGAAGAAUUCUGUUCCACUUCCCCAUGGAGAUAAGAGGAAAUAAACAAGAAUAAGAACUAGAAAGAAAAUAGAAGAAAACCCAGAGGGGUGUGUAUAUAUGUGCUUGUACAUGUAUGUGUAGUGUGACCUAAGUGUAAGUAGAAGUAGCAAGACAUACCUGAAAUCUUGCAUGUUCAUGAGACAGAAAAAAGGUCACCAGCAAUCCUACCAUCAUGUAAAUAAAUUACAGAUUUCCGUUUUACACUCACUUGACAGGACGGUAGUACCUCCCUGGGCAUUUGCUGCCUACCAACCUACUACCUACAAUAAAAGUAAAUAUAAGUGUAAAAGGACCCCAAUGGAAAUACGUAAGUCACUCUGACUUUUUUGGGUUAUCCUAGGUACUUUACACAUAUGCUGCUAUGUAUGAUAAUCUGUGUAAUUGUAUUUGUGUAUACCUGAAUAAACUUACUUAUUUAUAAAUUAAAAUGUAAAUUUUUCUUAUUUAUGACAUUAUGACAUAUUCAUUCUAGAGUGUAUAUCAUGUUUCUAUGUUAUUAAUGUUGUAUAUAAUGUCAUAUUAGAUGAAUUGUGAUAGAUAAAUAAGCCAUAGAGAUGAUAAUAGCAUCAUAUUGAAGCAUAAUAAACUUGCCUUCCUCUUGCCUCCUACGUGUCUACCAUACACCAACAAGUCAAGUAAAGUCAAGUUAAUAAAGGUAAGUCAAUAAAGGUAAGUGUGAUGUUAAAUGUUCAUUUAUCCAUUUUAUUAGUGCUUUAUAUUUGUUUGUCAUUGUUUUUUGUAUGUAUAUUUAUAUUUAAUCUUUAAAAAAAAUAUUUUUUGUUAAUAUUUUUGGCUGUCUGAAACAGAUUAAUUGGAUUUCCAUUAUUUCUUAUGGGGAAAAUUAAUUCGGCUAAAGACUAAAUCAGCUAAAGGGUAGCUCUCUGGAACGGAUUAAAGGUGUUAGCCAAGGGUCCACUGUACUUGAUUGGAUGGUUUCUUGUGCUCAGUUGAUAAAAUGGAAGACAUAUUAGCAAAACAGCUAAGAAUUUGGUCUACUGGAACAGUGUAUGUAAUUGGGCUAAAAUAGGACUCCAAGUGGGCAAAACCACCGAGGCAUGAAUAUUGCUGACACAGCAAAAUUCACAAAAGCAUAAUUUCAUCAUUUUUCCAUCAAAUUUUGUACUUUUUGUUUUAAUAGCUUCAAAAAAAGAUUCAAUGCCAUUUCAUGAGAAAAAAUAACAAAAAAUUUUUUUUGAAAAAUCUUGGAUGCUGUGGCCAAGUUUCAGAGCAGGGGUCUGGACAAUGAAAGGGUUAAUUGUGUAUAUAUUAUAUACAGUACAAGGUCUGUUAUUCAUAUUUGAUAGUGCAGUGGUAAGCAAGAUAAUUAUGGAAUGGAAAUGUAAUAAUAUUCGUAACUGGUAAUAUAUAUUAAAAAGUUAGUAGAAGAGUGAAUAAUUAACCUUUCCAGGGUCGAGAGGCCCUCUCCUAAACUUGUUCUCAGGGUCAAAAACUUUUCGGAAAAAUUUGUUUUUUUCUUGUGAAAAAAUAGAGAAUCUUUUCCCGAUCAUAAUGACACCAAAAGUAUGAAAUUUGAUGGAAAACUUAAGGAAUUAUACUCUUACGAAGUUAGCGGUCUCGACGACGUUUACGCAUUGGCGAUUUUGCCUGCUUGAGCCCUAUUUUCUGUCGAAUGAGUACAAGAAACCACCCAUUUACCGAUUUCAACUAUCCAAUAAAGUGGUCAGAAAUUAGCAAUUUUGCCAAUUUCACACAAAUUUCAAAAGAUGCCAAUUUCUAAAUAGGGUCCAGAAUAAACCAGACAGACAUUCCUGGCACUAAAAAUAACAUUUCCUCUGUUCAUUAGUCACGUCCCCAGGCCCCUCUUACAUUUCUUUGCUUUCCACUUUGAAUUUUUAUUCUCACAAAAAAUAGAAGAUUUACUGUUAUGCAGACUACUGCAUUAGUGUAGAAAUGGUAUAAAUAAUACCAGCGCACUUGUGAAAGAAUAUUAGACUCACCAGUUGACAUGUAUUGGACGCGUGGCAUGAUUUGUUUACUUUUGAACUUUGGCAAAAAUUGAACAUUUCUGCUAAUUUGAGUUCAAUUUCAAGGUACUUUUCAUUGUGAAACCAAUCAAAAUCAUCUCAAUUUCUGUAAUAUGUCUUCCAUUCUAUAAAAUGAGACCAGGAAGACUAGAAUACAACCAUAAAUACCAUACAAAAAUACAGUGCAAAGUCGCUGUUUUAAACCAAAAACACGGUCAAAGAUUUUUUUCUCAUUACACACUGUGCUGCAAGAUUUUUUUUAUAUUGUGCACACUGACCACAUAGACCCAUUCUUUCAUAUGUAGGCCUACCAGCUUUCUCUCACUAGAUUUGAAGGCGCUAGAAUUUACGCGUACUAGUACAUCAAUAACCCUGGUGUGUAAGCCGUACUAGUACAUUGGAAACCCUGAAAGGGUUAAUAUUGAUUUAACAGAUUUCAUUUUUAACGGGCAAAAUUUGUGGCAAUACAAUUUCCAGAAAUAAUGGACAAAGUCCAUUAAAUCCAGAAUUGUCUGUUAUUGUUAUACAUAGUUUGCUGGGUAAAUCUGAGAGGGUUGUCAAUGACUAAAUGAUAAAUACACAAAUAACCCGCACAUAGAAGAGAGGAGCUUACAACGACGUUUCGGUCCGACUUGGACCAUUUACAAAGUCACACUAACCAGAAGUGGAACAGGACGGCUAUAUAUAGGCAGGAAGAGGUAGUGGUGGUAGUAGUAGUAGUAGUGGUAGUGGUCAUGUCACAUCAGAGAUCACAGCCAUCCUAUUGACUGGUCUUCCGCUAAAACUGUCUUCCCUACUUCCAACUCUAACAGUCGCCGUCUAAUUGAAUCCUCUCUAAUACACAACUUUCCUUGUAUGAAUCUUAGUCCUGGCUUCGUCUCUGUAGAUGCCAUCCUCUCCCACUACAUUGUAAAAUGCUCCAAACUUCAGAAUACCCGUGACUUAACCUGAUUCCUUAUUUUUUCUUCUUCUCCCUUUUCCCCUUUCCUCUUUCCUUUUUUGCCUUUCUUCUGUCGCGUGUUUCUGUUCCUUCAUUAUUUAUUUCAUCACUUCCUCUUCCCCCCACCUCUGUGCACUUGCUCUCCCUCUGUGGGCACCUAGCUCCCUUGCAGUGCUCCCCUUUCUUUGUAUUUGACUGGCUCCUCCUCCUUAAUUCCCCACUACUACCACUACUACUACUACCACUACUACCACUACUACUACUACUACCACCACUACUACUACUACCACUACUACUACUACCACUACUACUACUACUACUACUACUACUACCACUACUACUACUACCACUACUACUACCACUACUACUACUACUACCACUACUACUACCACUACUACUACUACUACUACUACCACUACUACUACUACUACCACUACUACUACCACUACUACCACUACUACUACUACUACACUACUACUACUACCACUACUACUACUACUACCACUACUACUACUACUACCACUACUACUACUACUACCACUACUACUACCACUACUACUACUACUACCACUACUACUACUACCACUACUACUACUACCACUACUACUACUACCACUACUACUACUACCACUACCACCACUACUACUACUACCACUACUACUACUACAACUACUACUACUACCACUACUACUACUACAACUACUACCACUACUACUACUACUACUACUACUACUACUACUACUACUACUACUACUACUACUACUACUACUACUACUACUACUACUACUACUACUACUACCACCACCACCACCACCACUACCUCUUCCUGCCAAUAUAUAGCCGUCCUGCUCCACUUCUGGUUAGUGUGACUUUGUAAAUGGUCCAAGUCGGACCGAAACGUCGCCGUAAGGUUCUCUCUUCUAUGUGCGGGUUAUUUGUGUAUCGUUCCAGUCACGGUAUUGUGCCUUUUUUUGUUAUUUACUAAAUGAUAAAAUAACACAGGACAUCAUUAGACCCAAGAUUAUUGUUACAUUUAUAUCAUCAGUGUUAUUUCUUUCUUAUUUACUUUGGUGGUGCAGGUCAUUGCUGUUUGAGUAAAGUUAAUGAUUUCUUGUCAUUUCUGAGUUAAGUGUCUAGUCUUAACAAGAAAAUA